Messenger RNA from Xiphias gladius (swordfish), 939 nucleotides. RefSeq lists its product as uncharacterized. Lineage: Eukaryota; Metazoa; Chordata; Actinopteri; Istiophoriformes; Xiphiidae. Gene Ontology annotation, biological process: DNA transposition; DNA integration. Gene Ontology annotation, molecular function: DNA binding. The record is from RefSeq and is a predicted model, not a curated record.
AUGAACUGGAAUGAGUUCCGAGAAAGUAUUGUGUUUAGGCACAGAUCUGAAAAAGGCUACCAAAAAAUAUCUGCUGCACUUAAGGUUCCCAAGAGCAUAAUUCUUAAAUGGAAGAUGUUUAAAACAACCAGGUCUAUUUCUCGAGCUGGCUGCCCGGCCAAGCUGAGCAAUCUGGGGAGAUGGGCCUUUGUAAGAAAGGUGACCAAUAGUCCUCUGCCUGAGUUUCAGAGAUCCUGUGCAGAGACGGGAGAAACUUUCAGAAGAACAUCUAUCACGGCAACACUCCGAUCUGGGCUUUAUGGCAGAGUAGCCACAUGGAAGUCUUUCCUAAGUGAAAGACACAUGAAAGCCUGCUUUGAGUUUGCAAAAAAAAAACACCUAAACAAUUCUCAGACUGUGAGAAACAAGAUUCUCUGGUCUGAUGAAACAUCGCCCAGUACCAUCCCAAUGGUGAAGCAUGGUGGUGGCCAUAUAAUGCCGUGGGGAUGUUUUUCAAUGGCAGGGACAGGGAGAUUGGUAGGGGUUGUGGGAAAGCUGAAUAGAGCAAAGUACAGAGAUAUGCUUAACGAAAACCUGGCCCAGAGUGCUCAGGACCUCAGACUAGGCCAAAGGUUCACCUUCCCACAGGACAAUGACCCUAAGCACACAGCUAAGUCAACGCAGGGGCUUAGGGACAACUCUGUGAAUGUCCUUGAGUGACCCAGCCAGAGUCCUGACUUUAACCCAAACAAAAAUCUCUGGAGAGACCUGAAAAUGGCUGUCCACUGACGGUCUGAAUCCAACCUGACAGAAUUCGAGAUGAUCUGCAGAGAAGAAUGGCAGAAAAUCCCCGAAUUCAGCUGUGCAAAGCUUGUCACAUCAUACCCAAGAAGAAUCGCUGCCAAAGGUGCUUCAGUACCCUUUGAGAUCCAGCAGCACAUGCACAAGGCCAGUAAGUGA